Molecule: messenger RNA, 5690 nt
Organism: Ictalurus punctatus (channel catfish)
Lineage: Eukaryota; Metazoa; Chordata; Actinopteri; Siluriformes; Ictaluridae
Gene: erbb3a
Product: erb-b2 receptor tyrosine kinase 3a
Exons: 29
Coding region: 507-4841 (1444 amino acids)
Biological process (GO): nervous system development; positive regulation of cell population proliferation; cell surface receptor protein tyrosine kinase signaling pathway
Cellular component (GO): signaling receptor complex; basal plasma membrane
Molecular function (GO): neuregulin binding; neuregulin receptor activity; protein tyrosine kinase activity
Source: RefSeq, a predicted model, not a curated record
AGAGAGAAACAGAGAGACAGAGAGAGAGCGAGACAGAGACACAGAGAGAGAAACAGAGAGAGAGAGAGAAAGAGAGAGAGAAAUUAUUUUUUAUAUAUCUUUAUAUAACUAAUUCCUGCAUUCUUCUAACUCUGAACCUGUUUACCGUUUCGACCUCGCUGGUUGCACAGUAAUGGAAUUUAGACGCUCGCACUUUUGAUUGGUUCAUUGAUCAGCGCAUGAGCCAAUCAGCGUCCAGAGAAUUUUUACACAAAACGCUGUGAACAGAAGUCACCCUUUUCGCUUCUUUUGAAGAGUUUAUCGAGGAGGAAGUACCUCAGCGACAACGCCUGGUUUUACCGCCUGAAGCGCGCCGGCCAAGUCACCGCGUAAGUCAGGGUAGGAGCGGAAAGUACCACACAGCCGAGUAUUCAGCCCCUUAUGCUCUUAUUACUCGGAGAUUUUAUUAGACGUAAGACCCUGGAGCUGUACAGAGGCUGUCUCUCUCUCUGGGACAUGAGUAAGUGAUGUUUUUGGAGCGCAGAGUGAGGAUGAGGAUGAGCGCUUGGGGACUGCAGGUGCUCGCGCUGGGCGUUGCGCUGCCGUGGCUGUGGCUCCCUUCACCUGCACGCGCACAGUCUCCGGAUAGCAAACAAGCCAUGUGUUCAGGCACUCAGAACAUGUUGAGUAUGACAGGAAAUUCAGACCUGCAGUACCAGCAGAUGAAGGAGAUGUACACCGGCUGCCAGAUCGUCAUGAGCAACCUUGAAAUCACUCACAUGGAACACUCCCGUGAUUUCUCUUUCCUGAAAUCUAUUCGUGAGGUUACAGGUUACGUUCUAAUAGCUAUAAACCAGUUCCAACACCUACCUUUGGAGCAGCUACGUGUGAUCAGAGGAACGUCACUGUAUGAAGGGCGCUUUGCUCUUUCUGUCUUACUAAACUACCAGAAGGAUGGAGGUUACGGGAUAAAGGAGCUUGGCCUUACACAUCUGACAGAAAUUUUGGAAGGGGGCGUACAGAUCAUCAAGAAUGAGUUCCUGAGCUAUGCACCACAGAUCAACUGGCUGGAUAUUGUAAAGGACAGCGGAGCCGAGGUCAUCAUUCAGGACAACGGACCAGAGCUUCCAUGUCAUGAAUCUUGUGACGGACAAUGCUGGGGUCCAGGCAGAGACAGCUGUCAGACUUUGACUAAACUGGUGUGUGCACCUCAAUGUAAUGGCCGCUGUUUUGGCCGAAGCCCCAGUGAAUGUUGCCACAUCGAGUGUGCAGGAGGCUGCACGGGGUCACAAGACACCGACUGCUUUGCCUGCAGGAAUUUCAACGACACUGGCUCCUGCGUGCCUCAGUGUCCACAGGGUGUGAUAUACAAUAAAAUGACGUUUAAACUGGAGCCGAACCCAAAUGAGAAAUAUCAGUACGGCUCAGUCUGUGUAGCCCAGUGCCCCCCUAACUUUGUGGUAGACGGAUGUUCAUGUGUUAGCAACUGCCCUUCGGAUAAAACGGAGGUGGACAAGAAAGGAGUGAAAAGGUGUGAACCAUGUGGUGGCCUCUGUCCAAAAGUGUGUGAAGGUACUGGCUCACCCACCAGGCAGACAGUGGACUCUCAGAACAUAGACAGUUUCAUAAACUGCACUAAAAUUCAAGGCAGCCUUCAUUUCCUCAUCACAGGCAUUAAAGGUGAUCCAUAUAACAACAUCUCAGCUCUUGACCCCAAGAAGCUCAAAAUCUUCAACACUGUUAGAGAAAUCACAGAUUUUCUGAGCAUUCUGUCAUGGCCUGAAGAGAUGGAAGAUUUGUCAGUGUUCUCCAAUCUAGCAACGAUACAAGGCCGAAAUACUUACAAAGGAGUGAGGAAGACAAGGGGCUACUCUCUGCUGGUGAUGAGACUACCUACACUGAAAUCGUUGGGUCUGCGCUCUCUGAAGAAGAUCAAUUAUGGUGGCAUCUAUAUAGCACAGAAUUCGCAGCUGUGCUACCACUAUACCGUAAACUGGACGCGCCUGUUCGGCCAACGUCCCCAGCGCCAGCUGAAAGCCCUUGACAUCAGAGAUAACCAGCUUCAAGACGAGUGUAUCAAGGAGGGCCGCGUGUGUGAUCCACUAUGUUCGUCUGAUGGCUGUUGGGGUCCAGGGCCAGACCAGUGUCUCUCUUGUAAGAAUUACAGCAGAAAAGGAACCUGUGUGCCACACUGCAACUUCUUAGAAGGGGCAAAGAGGGAGUUUGCCGGGCCAAAUGGAGAGUGUAUGCCAUGUCACUCCGAGUGUGCGGUGCAGGAGAACAGACACACCUGCAGAGGACCGGGGGCAGAUCAGUGUGAAGUGUGUGCAAGUCUGCAAGAUGGGCCACACUGUGUCUCUUCAUGCCCACAAGGAGUUAUGGGAGAAAAGCGGGUUGUCGUUUAUAAAUUCCACGACACCCAAAGAAAAUGCCAGUCCUGUCAUGCCAACUGCACUCGCGGAUGCUCUGGACCAAGUUUGAGAGACUGUGUGGAAUCCCCCAAGAGAGCAUCAUCUGGGUUGCCAGUGAUUGCCAUUGUCUUGGGUGCUAUAGCUUGUGUGCUGGUGGGAUUCUUUGUGUUUGUGAUGGCUGCUCUAUAUCGCCGCAGUCUGGCCAUCCGACGCAAACGUGCCAUGAGGAGAUAUCUCGAGAGUGGAGAGCGUUUUGAGCCAUUGGAUCCUGGGGAGAAAGGGACAAAAGUUCACACUCGCAUUCUGAAACCGUCUGAAAUCCGAAAGCUCAAACCUCUGGGUACAGGAGCGUUUGGUACUGUCCACAAGGGUGUGUGGAUUCCAGAAGGAGACACAGUAAAGAUUCCUGUGGCAAUAAAGACUAUUCAGGAUUGCACUGGUCGACAGACUUUCCGGGAACUUACAGAUCACAUGUUGACGAUGGGCAGUUUGGACCACCCCUACAUUGUGCGGCUCUUAGGCAUCUGUCCAGGUUCCUGUUUGGAGCUGGUCACUCAGUACAUGCCGCAGGGUUCCUUACUGGAACAUAUCAGGCAGCGGAAGGACAAUCUCAACCCACAGAGGCUGCUCAACUGGUGUGUACAGAUCGCCAAGGGUAUGUAUUAUCUUGAAGAGCAGAGGAUUGUGCAUAGGAACCUAGCUGCCCGGAACAUCCUUCUCAAAAGUGACUUCAUGGUCCAAAUUGCCGACUAUGGCAUUGCUGACCUGUUUUACCCAGACAACAAGAAAUGUUUCUACGAAUUGAAGGUUAACCAGACACCAAUCAAGUGGAUGGCCCUUGAGAGUAUUUUGUUCCGCAAAUAUACGCAUCAGAGUGAUGUGUGGAGCUAUGGUGUAACUGUCUGGGAGAUGAUGUCAUAUGGGGCAGAGCCUUACGCUGCGAUGAAACCACGGGAAGUGCCAGAUUUGCUGCAGAAGGGAGAGCGUCUGUCUCAACCUCAGAUCUGCACGAUUGAGGUCUAUAUGGUUAUGGUCAAAUGCUGGAUGAUUGACGAGAAUGUUCGGCCAAGUUUCAAAGAGUUAGCCAGUGAGUUCAGCCGGAUGGCUCGAGACCCACCCCGGUACCUUGUCAUCAAAGGGGAGUGCACUGCUCCUGACCUUGCCUCUGGUGAGUCACAUCAUCCUGGCACUCAAGUAGACAUUCUGGGUGUGGGGCUGGAGGACCAAGAGGAUGAGGCACUGGAAGAUGGCAUGACCACACCUCCUGUGUACCUCACACCAUCGAGAAGUCUCUCUAGAUUGCGUGUGGAUACCAACAGGGCCAGUUUCACUCCUGCUGGUUACCUCCCAAUGACCCCUAGUGUAGAGGGCUCUAUGCAGACGGUGUGGCCACCGCGUUCACGCCUCAACUCUACACGCACUAUUUCCGGGAGUUCAGAGGGGCAUGGCACCCUGGUAGAACUGGAGAUGAAUGAAGACGCACUGUUGGCUGGCAGCCUAAGAGCUGUCCAACGUCGGGAGGACAGUGCCUACAUUUCUCAGAGGGACAGCCUAUCAGGCCCUCCGGACACACCCAUUCCUGACACACCGUCUCCGUGCACUGAGGGAAAAGAAGACCAAAAUGAAUAUGUAUUGCCAGGUGACAGUUCAGAUAGAGACACACUGUGUUCUGUACCUUCCCGUGUGACAUUGUCUAAUGGGAGGUUAUCUAUGGGUCAUUCACGUGAACUUUUAGAGGAGCAUGACAGUGGUGAGGAAGCAUAUGAAUACAUGAACAAUCAAAACCUCCCCCUCAGACACACCACAGGCCAGUUCCAAAACUGCUGUCAGCUAACAAACCGCAAUUUCAGCAUACACAAACCUCCAAGUGCCAAUCAUAGGUUAUCUAUGGAAGGCACAGAAAGCAGUGGAGGCCUCUCUCAGUCCUCCUUGGAUGAAAGAAGUUGUAGCAAUGCCGAGCUUCCAUCGAGUGAAGCUGAAUAUGCAGAGGCUGACCUAGACCAGGAUCUUCAAUAUGAAUAUAUGGACAUUCGUAGUGGCCCAGGGGUCACGGCACCAAACACUCACCCCAGAAUGGACCUCCUAAGACAAGGAGGCCAUAUUUCUUCCAAGAAAUCUCUUGAGAAAGACGAGUGCGAAGAGGAAGAGUAUCAGUAUACAAACCACCAGCCAAGGUUGAGCCGCUCGCUCAUGGUUCAUGGCAUGAUAGAAGCAGAGGUGUGUGAAUAUGAAGAAAUGGACUCUCGGGUUGCAGGGGGAAACUCUGGAGCUGAAUACCAGAACCUCCAGGAAGCAGGAGAAGAAGAUGAGACACAGGGGCAGCCCCGUCAUGGAGUCAGGCCAUACGUUAAAGGAAGGGGAAAGGGCAAGGACGGGGCAGACAGAUGUUUCGACAAUCCUGACUACUGGCACAGCAGGUUGUUUUCUAAAGCAAAUGCAGUGCGUACAUAAGAUGGGAGAGAGUUAAUGAAAUGAUAAAGAAUACAAUAGUGAAAUUAGGAUGGAACCCGAGUAUAAAGGUUUAGUAAAUAUAGAAUAAAGAAAGAAAAGAAAAAACUAUCAGCAAUACAUAUGACAAUAGUAGCAACACAUACCUAUACUUUUGAAUUCAUUAAAAAAAAUUUUUUGUUAAAACAUAGCAAAGAACUGCGAUACUAGUUAAUGAAUUUUUACAGCCAGUACACUGAUCAUUGUGUACAAACAUAUGAACCUCAGUCACUACUAAACAGCCACUCGGCCUCAGGAUGCAAACCAGUCUUUAUUUUUAACUUCCAGUGAUGAACACAGGUAUUGAUUCUGUGCAAUUGGUUUUGUUUUUUUAAUGAAUCAGUAAGUUUGUUACAGGUGUUUAUUCAGUCUUUUCCAAGUUCAAAAUGGCAGCUUGCAUUGCAUCACAUGACAAAAUUAACAAUGAGUCAGGGAUGAAUGCUUUUUAAUACUAAUUUUGUACCUUAUGUAAAUACAAAAGAACAUGAUGUAUACCUAUGUAGUAUCGUCAUACCAUUAUGUAGCGGUUUGACAUAUCAACAGUAUGUCAAGCACUUAAAGAUUUUGGUAUUUUGUACAUAUUGUAACUGAAAUGUUCAGUUGAAAAGCUUUACUGUUUUGUAUGGCUCACCAGAACCAGGUAUUGUUUUUCUUUUGUUUCUGUAAUUGUGUUUUUUUUUUUUUUUUUUUUUUUAAGUGCUUUUUUAUUACACUAUAGUUUGUGGUGGUGUCAUUUUAUACAUACAGUGUGUCAGAAAUCUGUUUGUACUUCAUAUAUAAAUAUAGAAAUAAAUAUUAUAUUGUUAUAAGUUG